AUGCAGACCAAAGAUCAUCAAUUUAGCAGCAUGUUGGGCAGGCGGAGCUCUUCGUUUGGCUUCCAGAUAAUUUCGGUGGCCAUCGUUCUGGUGGUGUUCGUGUACGGCUUCUUCAUGUAUCAGAAACUUUCUUCUCAACUAUUGAAGUCCGAGAAGCAUAUUGCCGAUUUGACGUCUGCAAAAGAGGAUUUGUCACACGAUGCCCAAGAGAAAAAUUCGAUCAUAUCUGAUCUCAGAGAGAAAGCUUCUAUUGAUCAAAAUAGGCAGCUAGCUGAAAUUACUGAAUUAAACAACGAUAAGAAUCAUUUGCAGGACACGUUGGAGAAGGAGCGCUUACAAGCGAAGGAAAACAUGGACGAGGCCGACAAAAGGAUGGAGCGUAUGAGGGAGGAAAUGUCUCAACUCCAAAGCAGAUUGAAGCAGGAGAAUGAGAAUGAGGUCGCCCAGCUGAAAGAUGAAGUAGCGAAUUGCAGAAGAAAGUUGGAUAAGAUGGCAAAAGUUCAGGAGCAACUUGACUCACUGAUGAAAAAGAACAGCAGUAGUGUGAAUGAAUCAAAACCAGCUGUGAAGGAGCCAGAGCCACCAAACAUGCAGAUUGAACAACCUGGUGAGCGUUUGAAGGGCUACAACAACAGGAGUGUAAACGAUAUUUCUCUAGACAACAACAUCAACAACAUCAACAAUAGAGAUGACGUUAUCAACAAGGAUGACGUCAACAACAGAGAUGACGUCAACAAAAUUGGUAACGCCGAUGAUAAGAGAUCCAAUAGAGAACAAGUCAUUCCUCCUGUAAUUAAGGACAAGAAGUCUUUUGAUAAUAUGAAAAAUCAUUUUAACAGACAAAGAGACAACGACGAAGACAACAACAACAACAAUUACGACACUAACCAACGACAACAACAACAACUGCAAAAAGAACGGCAAGACGAGCUUAGUAGGAUAAAAUUCAAGAGGAGCAUACAGAAGGGCCAUGCAGCGGCCGAUGGUGGAGCCAUUCAGGGCAGCCUGGGAGGGCCGAGUCAGGUUGAGGCACCAAGAGGGGGUCACCAUGUCGAGGGCAAACAGGCAGCGGAAGACACCGGCACUCUCAACAACAACAACAUCAUCAUCAACAACAACAACAACAACGUUAACAGCAACAACAACAACAACGACAACGAUGACGAAGCAUUUAAAAAACCGCAAGAAAAAUUGAACGGCAUAGAGGGCCAAGAUGGGCAGAAAAAUAACAAAGAAAUUGGUCAAAAGGGCCCCGAGGGUAGAAACAUGGCUCCAAACGGCGAACAAAAUGACGCCGCGGUCCAUAGAGGCGAUGACGUCAUCGCAGAGAAGGACGUAAAAAAUGGCGAUGGUGAGGCUGCUAGGAAUGAUGCUGAGAAGGUGAAGAGGCUUGAUGAUCAUCAUCACUUGGAUGAUGAUGAUGAUGAUGGUGGUGGUGAAGUUGCGGGUGACGGAGCUGUUGGUGGUCAUGGUGGUGGUGGUUGGGAUAAUAAUGGUGAGGAUAGACUGAGGGAAGGAGGAAGAAUUGAUGAAAGAGUCAAAGUUGACAGGAGGAAUCAGGCUCUGUGA
Helobdella robusta is the source of this 1569-nucleotide messenger RNA. RefSeq lists its product as hypothetical. The record is from RefSeq and is a predicted model, not a curated record. NCBI's taxonomy places the organism in Eukaryota, Metazoa, Annelida, Clitellata, Rhynchobdellida, Glossiphoniidae. The transcript has 10 exons. The coding region runs from base 1 to 1569 and encodes 522 amino acids.